Spodoptera littoralis (African cotton leafworm) is the source of this 2139-nucleotide messenger RNA. Lineage: Eukaryota; Metazoa; Arthropoda; Insecta; Lepidoptera; Noctuidae. The record is from the annotation of a GenBank genome assembly.
AUGUUGAAAAUGUCUUCACAGCUGGACAGCAUCAUUAGCGCUUACAAGACUCUGACGAAGAUACCGUCAGUGGCUGGUGGUAAGCUGAACAAUGCAGCCAACAGAGUCACCACCAAGUGGUCAGUGCGCAACCUGGACAAGGGUAUGAAUACUGCAUACACUACUUCAUACUCCUUGGAUGGAAACCUGAAUGUCAUCGCUCAAAGUGAUUUUGGAAUGGAUGUUAGCAAUGAGAAACUGUCAGCAGUGUCUCCGCGGGAGACGUUCAAGGCGUUGAUCCGUGAGGAGAAAAAUGGCAAGGACUCGAAGAAACAGUACCUUGAGCUGUGGAGUAAGAACACCCUGGCCCACAGCGUGGAUCUCACUAGUCUGGACAUACACGGAGAUGUGUAUGCUGACUCGGAAUUCGGCAGUCUGGACUGGUCUCCUGAUGAGACGUCACUGGUGUAUGUCGCGGAGAAGAAGCUGCCAAAAUUUGAGCCUUACAUCAAGAGGAAGGCUGAAGACAAACCGAAGCUGGAUGGCAGUGGAGAGACUGCUCCUAAGAAGGGUGAAGAGUAUAUCUACAGACAGGAUUGGGGCGAGCAGUUGGUGGGCAAGCACCUGUCCGUUGUGGUGGUGUUCCAGCUGGCCACAGAGACCUUUACCGUCCUCGGCGGCAUACCUGAAGGAAUGUGCCCUGGUCAGGUCCGUUUCUCCCCGGACGGGGGCAGCGUGGUGGGCGUGGUGUGGGAGACGGAGCCGCGCAGACUGGGACUCAUCUUCUGCACCAACCGGCCCAGCUACAUCUUCGAGUGCACUCUUGAUGGCUCCUUCAGGAAGUUGAGUGGGGAAGGUGUGGCGGUGAGGUCCCCGCGGUGGUCCCCGCGCGGGGACCUGGUGUGGCUGCAGCGUCGCGCGGCCGGGCCGCACCACGCCUGCCACCAGCUCGUACGCAGGAACAAACAGGAUGGCGCAGUAUCACCUGUAAUAGACAUAAUAGACACAGAAGUGAAGAUAGCAACCGGAGAGAGUUUCCACGGCGUGUACUGCCAAGCGCUGCCCGCCAGGUGCUUCACAUCGGACGGCAGGCUCGUGCUGUCCUCGCCACAGAAGAAUGAAGUUCGAUCUUAUAUCGUAGAUCUAGGGUCUGGCAAGAUAUCGGAUAUCUCCAACAAGAGCUGUCCUUGUUCCACGAGCGUGCUGGACGUGCGCGGUGACGUCAUCCUGGCCGCCUGCUCCAGUCUCACUACUCCGGGACAGGUGUAUAUAGCUCGGCUACCAUCGCCGGGCAGCGAGGCAGACAUCAAGUGGUCGCGCGUCACCUGCAACAGCGAGGCCCCGCCCGCGGUGUCGUCCGCCACGCUGCAGUACCUAGACCUGCAACACCAGGACUCACAGGAUACCGUCAAAUCAUUCACGGCGUUGUACUUGGCUCCUAAGACUGAGAAUAAGCAACUGCCUUUGAUCGUGUGGCCUCAUGGAGGACCUCAUUCCAAUUUUGUCAACGCAUUCUCCAUUGAGGCUGCUCUCUUCAGCAUGCUGGGUUUUGCAUCAGCCCGAAUAAACUACCGAGGCUCAACUGGUCAGGGAGACAAACACGUCCGUUCUCUCCUAACUCACGUAGGCGACUACGACGUACAAGAUUGCUGUCUCACUCUGAACACAUUGUUAGAAAGAGAUGGGAGACUGUGUGCGAAGAAUGUGUUUUUAUAUGGAGGUAGCUAUGGUGGGCUGGUGGUGGCUCACUUAGCUGGCCAGUAUCCUGAUAGGUUCAGAGCUAUGGUGAUGAGGAACCCCCUGAUAGACUUGGCCAGUAAAGGCCAUUAUGCUGAUAAUUCGGAUGGGUGUGCAGUAGAAGCAGGUUUCGAGUUCACGGAGAAGGGUCCGGUGUCUGAAGACCAGUUGCUGGCCAUGCGGCACUGCUCGCCCAUCGCCCACGUGCACAAGGUGAAGGCACCCACCGCUCUCAUGCUGGGCAGCGGGGACAAACGGGUGCCACACUUCCAGGGGCUGGAGUACGCUAGGAGAUUGAAAGCUAAUGGAGUUACUACCAGAAUCUACAUGUACGACGACAAUCAUUCGUUGUCGUCUCCAGCGGCUGAGAUGGACAACCUCAUCAACGGCACCCAUUGGUUCAUGGAACACCUCAACUUAUAG